This is a messenger RNA of Vespa velutina, 1381 nucleotides long. RefSeq names its product perilipin-2-like. The coding region runs from base 361 to 1239 and encodes 292 amino acids. Gene Ontology annotation, cellular component: cytosol; lipid droplet. Gene Ontology annotation, biological process: positive regulation of triglyceride storage; lipid storage. The record is from RefSeq and is a predicted model, not a curated record. The transcript is spliced from 4 exons. NCBI's taxonomy places the organism in Eukaryota, Metazoa, Arthropoda, Insecta, Hymenoptera, Vespidae.
CCUAUCAACUGUCCUGAACUUAACCUGGUUAAUGUUCUAAAACUGUGUAAACCCGUCAUGGCCAUAUGAUAGAAGAAGAAAAAGAGAUAAAUAUAAAAUAACAAGAGGUAAAGACUACUUAUUAAGAGGAUACAAGAAAGAAAAUUCUCCCGACAAUUGGAAUAAACAUUAAUAUUGAAAAAAUUAAUAUUGAAAUGAAUCAGAGAUCAAGGUACGCGCUUCUGUUAAUACAUAAUGUAAUGUUCAAGUAACUGUUGUGAUGUGGAACUAAAUACAUACGUGAUAAUAAGCGAUUAUAACGAUUCUUAAAAGUAUACUCUAUAAAUAGACUGUUGUGUCUAUGGAAGUAUAUUCUGAUGUAUGUUUGCGAUCAUGGAAGUAAAAUUAACGGAUAAGUUAUAUAGGAUUCAAUCUGUAGAUCGUGCUAGAAAGAUACCAAGUUUGAAUUAUUUAUUUGACAAAUCUACGAAAGUUUAUGAUCGUAUGAAGGGAGCAAAUACGUUUGUUAAUUGGGCAUUCGAUAUGGUAGAAAAUGUUGUAAAUAUUGUUAUUGAGAAAUCAACGCCAGUUGCUAGAUUAAUGGAAAAACCUAUUUAUACUUUGGAUAAGACACUGUGCCAGGGUUUCGAUUUUAUGGAAGUGAAACUGCCUAUAAUCAAAGAAGAACCUAAAGAGAUAUUAGAUAGGACAAAAUCAUUUGUUACAAAUCAUCUACGUCCAGCCGUAAAAACUUUUUCUAAUCUUAAACAUGAAACAAAGCAAAAAGUCAGAAUUAUGAUUUUACUUACCUAUUAUAAGGUACAUUACUUACGUUUAUAUAGUUGGCAACAAGCAGACAGAGUCAUGUCCACUCAAACAGGAAUCAGUAUUCUAAAAACUGUGGAUAAUACAACACAUCUCGUAGAAUUAAUAUUAGAUAAGUACUUACCUGCGUCACAUGAAGAAAUAGAAGAGGACACAGAGGAAUUAUGCAGUGAACACGCUAAAUUACAUCAUACAGUAGAAAGACUUACUGAGUUUGGUAGUCGUGCUUCUCGUCGUAUUUAUCUUGCUUUAGUGGAACAUUCGCAACAUAUGUAUAAAAUUGAAAUACUUAUACUAAUAUUGUAUGCUCUUAUUGUAAUUCAAACUAUGAAAGUGUUGGAAAUACUAUUUACUUUCGUAUUCAAAUUGUUUAGUAGUUAUGCAUACUUCUUUUUUUUAGGAAUUUUGCACAUAUUACAAUGGACUUAUUCGUAAUUUCAACAAAAUCACGUAUAAUAUAAAGCUGUGUAUUUUGUAAAGGUAUUUUUUCAUAGUUGAUACAAAUUUAAUUGUGCUGAAAGAGUAAAAUUAAUUAUAAUUACGCGAAUUACUAUUUAUGUAUUUUUUUUAAUGUUUU